Molecule: messenger RNA, 921 nt
Organism: Lactuca sativa (garden lettuce)
Lineage: Eukaryota; Viridiplantae; Streptophyta; Magnoliopsida; Asterales; Asteraceae
Product: putative B3 domain-containing protein At3g49610
Molecular function (GO): DNA binding
Source: RefSeq, a predicted model, not a curated record
AUGGCGAAGAACAAAACUAGUGUUUCUAGUAAAAGAGAAAAAAGCGAUGAAGAGAAAGAUAUAAAUUGUAAAAGAAGGAUUAAGGGUUUACUACAAUUGAUUGGAUAUCAAUGCCCUACUACUGAUUCCGUUACUCUUCGGGCAGAAGCCGAACGCAAGCUGAAUGAAAUCAAAGAAAGAAAACACAUUCAUCAAGAUUCCAGUUCUUUAAACAUCGUCGCUUGUGAAAUCAAGAAAAGAAAACCCUCCACAACAGGUAGGGUUUAUGGUUUGGAUUCAAACCUAACGAAAGACCCAUCAACGUCAAGAUCACAUAAUCGUGGUUGGAAAUGUCGUAAACUUAACCAUGAUGAGAAUACGACACAGCAGACUGAACUUCCACCGAAAGUGAAGAGUUAUAUAAAGAAGAUAAAAGGUUCGGAGAAGGUGGAAUUCGUGUUUGAAAAGCUGUUAACAAGAAGCGAUGUGAACAAGGGGCAAGGCCGCUUAUUGAUGCCAUUAAAGCAAGUUAAACGACGAGAUAUUUUGUUUCAAAUGGAGAAAUUAAGAGAAGUGGUGCGUGUUUAUGUGCCUUCAAGGGAAGAACAUUAUGAAGUGUGUUUGACACAGUGGAAUAUGAAUGGAAAUCAUAACUUUGUGUUGAAGUCUGGUUGGAAUCAGGUUGUUAACGAGAAUGGACUUGAUGAUACUAAGGUGGUGCAAUUAUGGUCGUUUCAAGUUGGAGAUACUCCAUCCCUUCUACUUGUUCUUGUGGAUGACGACAAUGGUGAUGAAAGUGAUGAUGAUGGUGGGAUCUAUGGUGUUCCAAGAUCCGGUGGAGUGAUCAUCCGGGAAUCCAAGAUAGGUGUGACCUCAUCUACAAGCGAAGAUGAAACAAGUUUGAGAUCAAGAAAAGGGAAAAGGAAGUUGCAUGAGUUGUAG